ACGCUCUACUUAUACACUUACCACAGCUUUCACUCUUCAAUUUCAGUCCCCUUAAAAUAUGGCGCUCCCUACCGCCACCGUCUCUCUCCCCCUCUUCCUCCUCCUCCUCCUCUUGUCCACAUCCCUUACCACCAUCAAUGCUUUCAACAUCACCCGCAUCCUCGCAAAACACCCUGAAUUCUCCACCUUCAACCAUUACCUCACCACCACCCACCUUGCCGAUGAGAUCAACCGUCGCAACACCAUUACUGUUCUCGCCCUCAACAAUGCUGCCAUGUCAUCUAUCCUCAGCAAACAGCUCUCCCUCUACACUCUAAAGAAUGUUCUCUCCCUCCACGUCCUCGUAGAUUACUUCGGCUCUAGGAAGCUUCACCAGAUUACUGAUGGAUCUACACUAACCGCCUCCAUGUUCCAGGCCACCGGUACUGCUUCGGGCACCUCCGGCUACGUCAAUAUCACGGAUCUAAAAGGAGGAAAAGUGGGAUUUGGGGCGGAGGAUAACAACGGUAAGCUCGAUGCCACUUACGUGAAAUCCCUCGAAGAGCUUCCUUACAAAAUUGCCGUUCUGCAAAUCAGUCAGCCAUUGAAUUCCGCCGAAGCUGAAGCACCGACAGCGGCGCCGAGCAGCCUUAAUUUAACCGAAAUCAUGCGGAACCAAGGAUGCAAAGCAUUUGCCGAUUUGUUGGAAUCCUCAGGGGCCGAAUCGACGUUCAAGGAGAACAUUGACGGUGGUUUAACCGUGUUUUGCCCGAUCGACAGUGUCGUCAACAGUUUCAUGCCCAAAUACAAGAAUUUAACAGCGGCCCAGAAGGUGUCCCUGCUGCUUUUCCACGGCCUUCCGAUUUACCAAUCACUGCAAACGUUGAAAUCGAGCAACGGGGUCGUUAAUACCCUGGCCACCGACGGCGCAAAUAAAUACGAUUUAACCAUCCAAAACGACGGUGAGGAUGUUACCCUGAAGACAAAGGUCGUGACGGCAAAGAUUGUCGGGACAUUGAAAGAUGAGGAGCCGUUGGUGGUGUUUAAGAUCGACAAGAUGUUGUUACCGAGGGAGCUGUUCAAGGCGGAAGUAGAGGCACCCGCACCAGCACCGACACCCACAAAGAAGAGUAAGGCUAAGUCUAAGAAGGCGGCGGCUGCACCAGCGGACGAUGCCGAUGCACCUUCGGGUGAUGACGUGGCAGAUCAGACGGCUGAUAAUAACGGGGUCGGUGGAUUGAUGAACGGUGGGAGAUGGGUGACGGUGGUUUUCAGUAUGUGCUUUGGAGUACUGUUUAUGUGAGCAGUCACGUGGUGAUUCAAACCGUUUUGCCUUUUUUUUUCUUUUUUCUUAUUUUCUUUUUGUUUUUCUUCUCACGAUUUCUGAUGAGUGAAAAUGAAAAAAAGUAAUAAGUGGGCCCACCCAGAUGGGUUGCUUUCAUUUGUUUUUAAUUUUCUCAAUAAUUAUUUGUUUGUAAUAUUGUAUAGUGUAACAAAGCACCAUAAAUUUA
Rubroshorea leprosula is the source of this 1490-nucleotide messenger RNA. The record is from the annotation of a GenBank genome assembly. NCBI's taxonomy places the organism in Eukaryota, Viridiplantae, Streptophyta, Magnoliopsida, Malvales, Dipterocarpaceae.